Molecule: messenger RNA, 12257 nt
Organism: Mus musculus (house mouse)
Lineage: Eukaryota; Metazoa; Chordata; Mammalia; Rodentia; Muridae
Gene: Sfpq
Product: splicing factor proline/glutamine rich (polypyrimidine tract binding protein associated)
Exons: 13
Coding region: 440-2806 (788 amino acids)
Biological process (GO): negative regulation of transcription by RNA polymerase II; alternative mRNA splicing, via spliceosome; activation of innate immune response
Cellular component (GO): cytoplasm; nucleoplasm; paraspeckles
Molecular function (GO): DNA binding; RNA binding; histone deacetylase binding
Source: RefSeq, a predicted model, not a curated record
UUUAUUACGUUUCAUGUAGCCCAAGCUGGUUUUGAACUCAAUGUAAUUGAUAAUGUAAAGAUAAACUUGCAGUCCUGAUUACUAGUGCCUCCUCCUCCCAAAUUUUGGGCUCACGUGUUUGCCAAUCUGCUAGCCUUUGAUAGGGUUUCAAUAAAAGUAAAACCGUUGAGAUUAAACUCUGUGAAAUUGACUCUAACUUCAUUGGCGUAGGAAUAAGAGACAGCACAAGUUCAAUUUAUAACCUUGAACCCAGCGAAGAUGUUAGCCAAGAAUAGCGGACUACUCAUAAGAGGAAAGAAAAUAGCCUUUCAGCGCUAUCAGGAGCUGAUAGGGCCCUGGAUAUUUAAUUUCACGCGAAAGUUGCAGGGCAUGCCCAUUCAAAUUUCUUCCAACAAAUCACAAAGGCGUAUAGACACUUUCUUAUCCGUUUAUUGGUCAAAUGGAAAUCCCAGCCCUCCCUACCUCCCGCCUCUCACUAGGGAGCCAAUUGGAAAAACUUAGGUUUCAUCAUCAAGUACUGUACUUGCUAUUGGCUGUCCGAGCUGUCAAUCUAGGGAAGGCGGGCCAGGCCGAACUGUCCUAUUUAAGAAGAGGACAAAGGCGGCGCGCAGCUUGUGUCGUCCGCCAUUUUGUGCUCAGCAAGGUGGCAACCACGUUCCCUGAGCGACUUCUCCGCUUCUGCCUCGACCGCCCCUUGACUACAGCUAUGUCUCGGGAUCGGUUCCGGAGUCGCGGUGGCGGCGGUGGAGGCUUUCACCGGCGUGGAGGAGGUGGCGGCCGCGGCGGCCUUCACGACUUCCGCUCUCCGCCGCCGGGCAUGGGCCUCAACCAGAACCGCGGCCCCAUGGGCCCGGGCCCUGGCGGCCCGAAGCCGCCGCUCCCGCCUCCACCUCCUCACCAGCAGCAGCAGCAGCCGCCGCCGCAGCAGCCUCCGCCGCAGCAGCCGCCGCCGCACCAGCAGCCGCCGCCGCACCAGCCGCCCCAUCAACAGCCCCCGCCUCCGCCGCAGGAAUCCAAGCCCGUCGUCCCCCAAGGCCCCGGCUCGGCGCCGGGGGUGAGCAGUGCGCCUCCGCCGGCGGUCUCGGCUCCGCCCGCCAACCCCCCGACCACCGGCGCCCCUCCGGGCCCUGGUCCAACCCCGACUCCGCCGCCCGCCGUCCCCUCCACCGCCCCCGGACCGCCUCCCCCAUCGACGCCGAGCAGCGGAGUCUCGACCACCCCUCCACAGACCGGCGGCCCUCCGCCACCGCCCGCCGGGGGCGCCGGGCCGGGGCCUAAGCCGGGGCCAGGCCCUGGCGGUCCAAAAGGCGGCAAGAUGCCCGGUGGGCCUAAGCCUGGAGGUGGCCCGGGCAUGGGCGCUCCUGGUGGCCACCCGAAGCCACCACACCGAGGUGGCGGCGAGCCCCGUGGGGGCCGGCAGCAUCAUGCGCCCUACCACCAGCAGCACCACCAGGGGCCCCCUCCCGGCGGACCGGGACCGCGCACGGAGGAGAAGAUCUCCGACUCGGAGGGAUUUAAAGCCAACUUGUCUCUCUUGCGGAGGCCUGGAGAAAAAACUUACACACAGCGCUGUCGGUUGUUUGUGGGGAAUCUACCUGCUGAUAUCACAGAGGAUGAAUUCAAAAGACUGUUUGCUAAAUACGGAGAACCCGGAGAAGUUUUUAUCAACAAAGGCAAAGGGUUCGGGUUCAUUAAGCUUGAAUCUAGAGCCUUGGCUGAAAUCGCCAAAGCUGAGCUUGAUGAUACUCCCAUGAGAGGUAGACAGCUUCGGGUUCGAUUUGCCACACACGCUGCAGCCCUGUCUGUUCGAAAUCUCUCUCCUUAUGUUUCCAACGAACUUUUGGAAGAGGCCUUUAGCCAGUUUGGUCCUAUUGAAAGGGCUGUUGUAAUUGUGGAUGAUCGCGGAAGAUCUACAGGGAAAGGCAUUGUUGAGUUUGCUUCCAAGCCAGCAGCAAGAAAAGCAUUUGAAAGAUGCAGUGAAGGUGUUUUCCUACUGACAACGACUCCUCGCCCAGUCAUUGUGGAACCACUUGAACAGUUAGAUGACGAAGAUGGUCUUCCUGAAAAGCUGGCCCAGAAGAAUCCAAUGUAUCAAAAGGAGAGAGAAACACCACCUCGUUUUGCUCAGCAUGGCACAUUUGAGUAUGAAUAUUCUCAACGAUGGAAGUCCUUGGAUGAAAUGGAAAAACAGCAAAGGGAACAAGUUGAAAAAAACAUGAAGGAUGCUAAAGACAAAUUGGAAAGUGAAAUGGAAGAUGCUUACCAUGAACACCAAGCAAAUCUUUUGCGCCAAGAUCUGAUGAGACGCCAGGAAGAAUUAAGGCGCAUGGAGGAACUUCACAGUCAAGAAAUGCAGAAACGUAAAGAAAUGCAGUUGAGGCAAGAGGAGGAACGGCGUAGACGAGAGGAAGAGAUGAUGAUUCGCCAACGUGAGAUGGAAGAACAAAUGAGACGCCAACGAGAAGAAAGUUACAGCAGGAUGGGCUACAUGGAUCCAAGAGAAAGAGACAUGAGAAUGGGUGGUGGUGGAACAAUGAACAUGGGAGAUCCCUAUGGUUCAGGAGGCCAGAAAUUUCCACCACUAGGUGGUGGUGGUGGCAUAGGUUAUGAAGCUAAUCCUGGAGUUCCACCAGCAACCAUGAGUGGUUCCAUGAUGGGAAGCGACAUGCGUACUGAGCGCUUUGGGCAGGGAGGUGCGGGUCCUGUGGGUGGACAGGGUCCUAGAGGAAUGGGGCCUGGAACUCCAGCAGGAUAUGGUAGAGGGAGAGAAGAGUAUGAAGGGCCAAAUAAAAAACCCCGAUUUUAGAUAUUUAGGCUUUCAUUCUAGUUUGGUUUUGUCUUUUCUUGUUUAGAUACCACUUAAAUUCUUGGCAUUUUAGUAAGCAAGCUACCUUUUUAUGGAUGUUAGCAGUUUAUUGACCUGAUAUUUGUAAAUGGCCUGUUUGGGCAGGUAAAAUUAUGUAACGCAGUGUUCAAAACAGGAGAAAAAAUUUUUUCAUUUACUUUUUUUUUUAACUGUAUAAUGUUUCUCAAGUUAAUGGCAGUGUACCUUGUGCCACCGAAUUUCCAAAGUGUACCAUUUUUUUUUUACUGUGCUUCAAAUAAAUAGAAAAAAUAGUUAUAAUACUGAUCUUCAACUUUGCUAUUCAUGCUUCUAUGCACAUUAGGCUAGGUAUUUCACUUGGAAAGCAUGAGCGUGUGUAGGCCUUUGAGUGGCAUAAGCCAUUUCUGGGAAAUGUAACAGGAGGCUAAGUACUGCUUUCUACAAAUGGUGCCCCCCCUUGUUAAAAAGAAAUGCAUACUGAAGUAAUUAGGAUUUGUUUGGCAUUAUAGGAAGCAGGCUGGUGCUCAGCAUUUUUAAAUGGUUAUGUUAGAAAAGUUGAACUUGCAAGUCUUAAUUCAGGAACAUGUAUUAAGAUUAUGGAUGGGUGAAAACUAUUGGUAGUGAGAGAAAGAGUUUGUUAUUUUGGUUAAAUGGAUCCCUUAUGGCCCUAUCUAUGAUUCUUUCCUUGAAAGCUUUUGAAAAUGGAAAGAUCAUCUUGUUGCGUUUCUCCCUGUUGUUUUUUAAAAGAAUCCCAAGCCCUACAAAUGGCUUGUACUGAACUUUUGCAUUUGAAUUAAAGAUUGUUAAACAUGAAGCCUUUUCAUGUAUUACUUCAAGUGAUUUAAAAGAUGGGACUUAGUCGGGAAUUUUAACUUGAAGAGUUAAGGGUUAGCCAACUAUAAGGACUAGCCUUAUGUACUCUAACAUACACCUUCCUGUGUUACUUCUAUGGAGCAAAGUCUGUAGUCUGAAAAUACUGGUUCUCUUGGAGAACUAGUGGUGACUGUUACCAAGUAGGACUGUCAAGUAGUCUCACUAUGGAGUUGAACUGUUUUUAUAUAUCAGUCUUACAGUGUAGCAUUAAACCUGGAGAUAGUUGCUUAGGCUACAUAGUAAAAAUAUGCUUUCCUCCCACCAUAAGCUUGGGGAUGUUUUGAUGAUGUCAGUUCAUUGUUAACUUCAUUGAAUUUCCUUUCGUUAGAGCAAGAGACUUUCUGACUUGAUGAUAAUAAAGUAGAUUGGUUACUGUUGGGAGCUUGAUUUCUUCCCAGUGUAAAGAUGUUAAGAGGAAAAUUAACAGUACAGAAAGUAAUUGAAUAGCUUGGCUCUGUUCUUAGUUACAUUUCCAUUCAAGUCUAUACAUUCUAGAACUUUCACUUAGAAUGUCUUCAUCCUUUUCACCUCUAUCCUUGGUGCUAAUUGGCAAAAGAAAUUCUAAAUCACUUGCUGAGGUUGAAUAUUGUGCUUGAGUACAAAAGGAGACCUAUUGUGGAAACGUACUUCAUGCAUACAUAGGAAAGUUGUACUAUUUAAAGUAAAACACUACUGGAUUAUAAAAAGCAUGUCAUCAAAUGGUUGUAUGACUGACAGGUUUACAGUGUAUUAAGGGGAAAAUCCUUAGAAAGUGCAUUCAUUUUUUUAUCACCAGUACACUUGGAAAUAGGUAGUUCUAUUAUAAUUAACAGCAAUCAGAAAGUUAUUGGUCCAACUGAAGUUAAUUGGUGAUACAUGAAGGUUUUCUGUAUGGAAACAAAGGUCUGGAUUUGAAGGAGCUCUUUUGGUUGAAAUUGUAAUAGUAGGGACCAUAAUAAUGAGAAAAUUGAGGGGUGUUCAUGGGACACCCAUGGAGGGUGAAUUUGAAUGUAUAUGGGUGGGGGCUGGAGGGGAAAUGGGAAAAUCUGCCUAUAAAAUUAAUGUUUCAGUUUAUUUUUCAGAUUACAUGCCUUUAUAAGGGAUGCUGGCACAGACCCCUAAAAUAAGCUUUUGGUAGUAGUAUACCCUUGAAGAGUGGUGAAAGGAUGCUUAAAGGAUAAUGUCCGCAGAUUGUGGCUUUUGAUAGCCUUUAUUGUGGGCUGUAGAGCUGCUAAACAGUGUUUAGCAGAUAAAGGUUACAUAGUGUCAGCCAACAUGACCAGUGAAAUUGUACCAAGGGUUGUAAGCUACUGAGACUUUCAACAAGUCUUACAUGUGAUGGUUUUAGCCUGCUAGUGAUUUUAAAUCAUCUUGAGCAGUUGAACCAAAAGCUAACAGAGAAACUUAGGGUGGAAGGGGAGGAUGUUAGGGUGUAGUUUAGGCAUUUUUUUCCCUUUGAAGAAAUCACUUGCCCCCAUUUCUUACUUCACUUUAUCAAAAUUUUGUUUACAGAGGACACUUAGAACAUUUCUCCUUUUAAAGUUAGAUUCUGUAAGACCAGUAGUAUAAUAGGCAUGCCAUAAGCUGAACCCAUCCCAUUGAUAUCUUUAUGUGGUGAUAAUUAUCUUAAAACCCACCACUCUAUAUUUGUGUUGUACCACUAAUAUCAACAUAAUUUGGGAAAUUGUAAUCUUACACCUGUGUAAUUCUUACAAGUGGCAUAUCAUAUGGCAGAUAAAAAUUUAGGUACUUGGCUUGGACAAGCCACAAAGUUGUGGCGGAAUGUUUUGUGGUGUUCUUGGACUGCAAUUGUGCACUAUUAAAGUAGUGGCCUGCUACAUAACUGCAUUUAGCCAGCAUUUCUGCAGUGCGUAACUGUGAGGAACGUAGUACCGCAAAUGGCAAUGGACAUUAGGACCCGGAUGUAGUAUUCCUGCUUGCUCCAAGAUUCUCAUUGCCGACUGCAUACAGGUAGGUAACAAGCAAUAUAAUCUAACUUGGUGACUUGCUAUGUGCUUUUAUUCAGUGGGCAUUCUGACAUCACACUUCUGACAGUGAAAUUACAGUGCAGCACCUAAUACUUGUAUGAUAAGCUAGGUUAGUUCAAAAUCUGGGUCUUGGGUUAGAGCUGUAAUUUGUUAGGAAGAAUUCAGUGUUGUAGUUCUCAAAAAAACGUGAAUCCUUGUGUCUUGACUCAGUUUUGUGGUUUUCUUUAGUUACAUUGUAACUGAAGAUAAAAGGGAACACAGCUGGUUGGUGGGUGAGGGAACCAAACCAUACUUGACCUGGGGUGCACAGAGCACCUUGGUUAAGAAUGUAGUAUGUGAUACUCUCCUUAGUAGCAAACUUGACCUCUCAUUGGUCAGCAAUGUCUAAUUCAUUAUGCAAUCUUGAUAGCACUGCAAGUUGAAUAAAUUAAGACUAAAUGACAUAGAGUGGUGGGUUUUUUUCCUGGGUUUUGUUUCUUUUUGUAAUGUGAUCAACAUUUUCUAGGUUUGGGCUUCAUGGAAAGAGUUGUUACUAACUUGGGUUUAGAUGGGGAUCUUACAAAAAGUUCAAGUUAUGUGGCUUGUCUGAAUGUUUAUACUCCAAACUUGGGGGAAACUAGUGUGAAAGUGACUUAUAUUUGAAAACAUGUUGGGAAUCAUUCCCCACCAUAAGACUUCGUCGUAUUCUGUAGAGUGAGUACAUUUGUUCAGUGUAGCUCUUUGAACUUCCCUAGCUUUAGGGAUGUGAUUGAUUAUAGUCUAAACUGUUUUAGAAUACCUAAGUCUUCAAAGCACCUUCCUUGUUGCUUAGGACUUGAACUUUCUAUCAACUGUUGUUCCAGACCUCAAUUCAGGUUACCCUUGGUGUUUAACUAGCAUGCAUGAGAAAACAGCUACACUUGUAAUGCUUUCUGCUCUAUAACUGGAAAGUUUGGUUCAUUUUGCAUACGUGCCGCUGAAAGCUUCAGGACUGUGAGAAUUUCCUUUCUGUGCAUCAAGAAAAAAUGACUUGCUCUUUGUCAGGCAAGUCAGAUGGUGGGGUAGUUACUCCAAGCAAGCAACUUGUGAUUGCUGAUAGAUGAAAUCAGUAUGGUGACUUAACUUUUUAUACAAUACAGAUCAAACAGUGUGACAUGAGAAUCACUAACCUGCCUGAAACCCUCCUGGGGGAAUUGAAGUGUCAUAGUCUGUAUAAAUCGGUAGCAGGUGCCUGUUACCGUGGCUCAGCGAUUUUGAAUGUAAACGAAAGCUCAGACUUGCUUCUGAACAGAAACAGAUUGGAGAGAUUAUAUUUGAACAUAGACUUGGGAUGGGGUGAUUCCCCCCCCCCCCUCCUUGGUCUGCUUUAAGAUUAUUAGGCCUUUGUACAUGAGAUCUAGAAACUAUUGACUUAAGGUAGAGUACUGCUAGUUAAUUUGAAUGAAAGUGUAAGUUGUGAAUUUUAAUAGUAUAUUGGGUUUUUAAAACAUUCAAAAAAAAAGGCUGGGAAAUAAAUGGGUUCCAGUAAUACUAUAUGCUAAGGUGCUUGCAUUGUAUUUCAUAAAUCUUGUUGCAACCAAAAUUAUUUUUUUAAUGAAAACUAAGUUCAGAGGUGUGAUGCCAGAAUGUAUUAUCUACUAUCGUACUGUUAGGCCCUUGGAGCAGUUCCCGGUGCUUCCUGAAAGAUGAAAUGGGCACUCAGACAAGGCUGCCUGCAGCCUCCCAGCAAUGCAUACUCUGACUCUCCCUAAUGAAGAGAUGCGUGUGAUUAGUUUUGGUCUUUAACCUUAUUGGGGGUGCAUGUCUCCUAUUGUUAAUCAUUGUCAGCUGCAGUGACAUGAUCCACAGUCCUGCAUUUCCCGCUGCCUUUUGUGUUAAUGAUCUUGGACAGGUUUUAGAGCUAUGGGGUGUUUGUUUUGGGCUGUUUCUUGGUUUUGGCUUUAGCUGAUAAUGUCAGUGCUGUCUAGCUAGUGUAGUUCUUAAUGGCUCCCUACUAGGGAGAGAAUCUGGAGGAUUUAACUGCUCCUUUUAUCUGUCAUUGCUGCUAGAUAAUGAUUGGCAAUUUUUUAGACUCAAAUAUGGAAAUCUCAACAGUGAUUGGUAAACAACCAACCAUAGAAAUAAUGUUUUUGAACACCAGUGCUGGAGAAAAAAAUGAAGAUGAAAAGGGCCUGGACAUAAAAUAGGGAUAAUUGGAGAAGGGGGAAAGAAUGCAAAACAAUAUAGUAUCCCUUAUGGAUGGUCAAUGUGCAACAGAGAACUAUUGUAUACCUGUGGCAGUAAUGGUACCCGGGGUUGGGGUCGGGUGGAGAACAACCUGGAACUUGAAUUUAAGGAUGAGCUCUGCGUUUCUUGUGCACUGUGCCAGGUGUCUAUAGUGAAGGCUAAUGACUUACUUCUCCCUUAGAAGAAAGAAUCUUUUUCUUUUUUUUUUUGCUGUCCCAAUAAUGCAUAGUUGAGGAUGUGGAGAACAAAAAUUGAAGCAAAUACAUAGGAUUGCAGGGUAAAGAACUGCAGUGUUGUGUGCUUGCUGUAGGAAAAGGGUCGAAGCACUAAGAAUGAAAGUCACCAAAUUGACUGGGGAAGCAGGGAACUUGUAAGCUGAUAGCUGCUUUAGUCAGGUAAACGUUGUCACAUACCUUCACAUAAGGGAUAGUAUAUUAUGGGUUGCAGUCAAACUUCAUUGUGCUCAGACUGGUGAAAAUAGGAAUUGGGCUUUUGCAUUUUAAAGAAGGUACUAGGCUUUUGCAUUUUAAAGAAGAUAGUUUUCUUUCUAAUUCUCUCAUCUACUUAUUACCUACUUAAAGGAUAAUUUUAGAUCCCCCUGCAUAAAGUUUCUUCCUUUUUUUUUUUUUUUUUUUUUUUUGUUUUUUAAUGCUACAACUUAUUCCAGUCUGUAAUCUCUGGAAUUUUUUGCUCUUUAGAAUUUGGAAGUUAACUAGCAUUUUUCAAGCCUUUAUUAUAUACCCUUGUCUUUUAUACUAACGUUUAUUUAUUAUUCUUUAGGUAAGAAUGAUUGAUGUUGGCUGAUUUUGGAGUCUUAUUUACUUGAGGCGGAAUUAGAUGUUCUCAAGACAGCACACAACAUGGGUCAGCUAAAAAGGAAAGCCACAAAUUACUUAGACUGACAAAGACUCUAGGAUCAAGUGAGCUGUAUCAGAAAAUGAGUCAAGACGAAAGAGGAAUGAAUUUGACAUUAAUAAAUCUUUCAGGUUCCAUCAGUUUAUUUACCAGUUCCUGCUCAACAGCUAUCAGAGCCAGGCUACUAAGUUUCUCUUGUCCCAUGGUACGAAGUAAGUAUGUUUUAAGAUGAGACAGCGUGGAAAAUGACUUCUCAUUAUUUGCUGAAGUAAUUGGCCAAGAUAAAGCAAUAUGCAACAGCUUCGUGAUACAAGGAAUAUUAUUGUGGAGAGCAUGCUGAAUAAACAAAGAGCCUAGGUCAAUGAAGCUUAAGGACCCAUCCUCUGCGAUGAAGUUGAAACCUGCAUACUGCCGGUAAAAUCGGAGCUCGGGAAUGAUGUCUGCAUCAAGCUUAUAGAAUUCCUGGAUGUGCUUGGCUGUUGCUUCAUUUAAUGGCUCAUUCCACUUAAGUAACAGCUCUGAAAUUUGUUUCAUUUUACAAUAGUCAAACUCUGAAAAAUAUAACUUUAAAUGUUUUAAUACCGUGUCCAGACCUUGGUAGUAAAUAUUAAAUUUAUAUUGUUCAUCUGCUGAAGUAGGAAAAAACAUAUGCUCUGAGUUGCCAGGAUCUACUGUUCUUUGAACUUUUCUUCUUUUUUGAAAAGAGGGUUUCUCAACAUCAAAACCCUUACUGGUUAUCUUUUUACAUAUUUCAUCUGCUCCAUCCCAGAUAUUUUUAAAGUAUGUAUCAUUCCUUUCAGAAGAUAAACAUUCCAAAAUUGCUUCUAUUUUUGAAAACAAAGAAAAGAUGUCAACAGUUUCACUUUGAAACUCUCUAGAAAGAAUCCCUGUGAUACUGAGUACUCGAUAAAGAAAUUUCAAACAAAAUAUAAAUUCAAACUUGGUAACCAUGGCCAACAGGUCCUCCAGCUCGGCAGCCACAGCUGUGCCUGCGCACCGGCGUGACACUGACGCCAGCACCUCAACGACCUCCGGAAGGCAGUCCGUCACGGCCAGCAGCAAAUGGUCGUGGGCUGGCCAACACGACUGUGACGUGUGUUUCUUACAAGUUUUAUUUAGACUUAGCUUACACAUGGUUUGCAAACUUGCCAACAUUUCUUCAGACACAUGAACUGUGUUGAACAAAGAGCAGAGAGUGUGUAGUGCCUCGCGGAGCUCCUUCACCUCCUUACAGAAGCUAAUCACCGCUAACUCCAAAAAAUGGGCGUGACAAUGCACAUAGAGAGCUCUUGGCUCUUCCUUCUUGAAUUCUGCUACAACUUCAUUCAAUUUUACCGUAAAAUUUGUGGCACUAUCAUAGGCUUGGCCACAUAUUUUAUUAAAAUCAACUCCAACCUGCUGCAGGUAAGCUUUGAUCCGCCCAUGCACGUGGACCCCAGUCACCUCCUCGGCAGUCACAAACCCCAGGAACCUUUCCUUAACCAAGACAGCACUUGGCGUCUUUUGUGGGUACCUCACACACACGGAAAGCUGUCUCUCAGCGGCACUACCAGCUAUCUCCUCGCAGAUUAUUGAAAAGGCUGAGGAGGCGUUGAUCUCACUCACGAUGUCUUGCAACAUUUCAUCCUUUAUCAUUUCAAUAAUCUCCUCCUGGACAAGCGUGCUGCUAUAGAAGUCCACGUGGGAACUCAUGAGCUGAAAUACCUCUCCUCUAUCUCUUGCUCUAAGUUCUAGCAAUUCCAAAAAACUGCCUUUAUUCAUGGGUGAAACAGACUGGUCAUUUCCUUUUAACAGCAAGCACUGUUUUCCAAGAAAUAAAAUGUUCUCAAUGAUGAGCCUUAGGUACUUUUUAUUUCCUUCAAUCUGUUUUGAAUAAACAGAUGAAUUGUCACACGGAAUAGCAUCGAGAAACUGGUAUUGCCUCCAAAAUUGCAGUGACUUUAAGUGCACGUCACUUUCUUCAUGCUUUCUGAAAUUUCCCAGCAUUUUCUCCCAGUCAGCAGUUCCUUGGGUUGCAAAAGCUUCUCUCCGACAGCUAAAUUUUUUCUGGAAGAACAAGUAGCAAGAAUAGCAGAAUGCGAUAUUGUCUGCAGGGCUGGGAUGCAGAUGCUGGAGAGCUGGGCUCCAGGGCUCUCCCGGAGGCUCUGUCUUAAUGUUCUGUUCUGUUAAUGUGGACUUUGAGAGACACAGCCUAUCAUUUCCUUCCAUGGAUUUCUCACUGUUGUUCUCUACUCCCUCACCGGGAGCAGCUGUGUCCUCACAGAGCACCGAGCAAGGUGGGAGGAGGCCUGGCUGGUCCGCACUAUUACCAACACCACUGCUGGACUCACUGGCUGAGUUCUUAGGACAAAUGGUAAAAUAAUACUUGUUUAAGCAGUUUUCAAAUAAUAAAAAUAUCAAAACAUAUCCAUUGCAAUAACACAGUAAAAUGAACAAGUUAUAGUAUAGGAUUCUCUAUAAGCAGCACUAACAUAAUUAUUUGCCAUCUAAAUUCAGCAUUCAGUGUUUAAAGGAGCUCUAGGUAUAUAACAGCAGAGAAAUAUUUUUAUUACUCAGAUGAUUAGAACUAUUCACUCAAAAGGAAGCUGGGCGUGGUGGCAUGCACCUUUAGUCCUAGCACUCUAGAGGCAGAGGCAGGUGGAUUUCUGUGAGUUCAAGGCCAGCCUGGUCUACAAAGUGAGUUCCAGGACAGCCAGGGCUACACAGAGAAACCCCGUCUCGAAAACAAAACAAAACAAAACAAAAACCCAACAAACAAACAAACAAACAAACAACAACAACAACAAAAACCCACAAAAGGUCAAUCAGAGAGAUGGCUCAGUGGUUAAGAGCACUGACUGCUCUUCCAGAGGUCCUGAGUUCAAUUCCCAGCAACCACAUGGUGGCUCACAACCAUCUGUAAUGGGAUCUAAUGCCCUCUUCUAGGGUGUCUGAUGUCAGCUAUGGUGUACGCAUAUAAAUAAAUUAAUUAAUUUUAAAAAUCAGGAUAAAACUUACGCUCAUGAUGACAUCUGUCGGUAGAGAAGAAAGUGUACCUGUCGAGACAAAUGAAAGCACAUAUUUGAGAUUUUACACUUUAAUAGCACCAUAAGCUCAUGAAGCUUAUUUCAUAUCAGCAAACAGACAGACAGAUUCAACAAUAUGACAAAACACUGUUUAUGUCAAACGUCUGUUUACCUUGUAAGAGAUCAGUGUUCACGACCAGGUCAACAUGAUUAUUUACUAACGACAUUAUAUUGCUUAUAACUGGAUAUUUCUUUGGACAGAGAUUCUCUUUUGAAGAACUGUGCACCAUGGAUACAUUAACUGACAAAAAUAAACAAAAUUAGUUUGUUAUAACCAAGCAGAAAACACUGUCUAAUAGUAAGUGGUUUUGUGCUGAGGGUUAUAGAACUCAGUGGGAGAAUGCUUGCCCACCAUAACACCUGGUGGGCAUCGAGCCCAGGGCCUCAGACAGUCUGGGCUGACAACUGACAACAUUACCAGUCUGUUUGGAUUUUUUUUUCUUUUUGAAUAAAGAUUAUUUCAUUUGU